AAAUCUUGAAUUGAACAACUAUAAAAUCGUGAUUUCUAGAUUUUCAAAAGCAGAACAUUUACGUGAUAAUUCCAAAUAAUUCCUUGUCCAAGGAAAGCGAAAAAAAAAAACACACAAUUAAAGCAUUGUAAAGACACGUGGCAAAACACAGACUACAAGAAGAAACUCAUGUAGCACUGUCAAUUCUCACCCGCAUGUGAACGUAAUAAAAUCAUUCCACCCAAUUACAGAGGCUGUCACAAAAUCUUAGGUCACCAACUACGUCACUUUUGCUCCUCAAUUGAGUGCUUAUAUACCUAUUUUUGGGUCAUAACUUUUUCGUUCAUACAUUUUCUUUUCCCUCUAUUUUUAACAAAGUUAAGGAAAAAAAUUUAUUCUCUUGAAAGUUUGUGGAGUUUUAUUUAAGAAUAAAAAAAAUUUACAACAAAAUAAUUUGAAGAGGAAAAAAAAAAUGGCAGGACCUGAGGAUGUACACCCACAAAAGGCUUUUGGAUGGGCUGCUAGAGAUACAUCAGGAAUCCUUUUUCCCUUCCAUUUCUCUAGGAGGGCAACAGGAGAGCAAGAUGUAACUUUCAAAGUGUUAUACUGUGGCAUUUGUCACUCUGAUCUUCACUUCAUGAAGAAUGAAUGGGGGAAUGCCUCUUAUCCUGCUGUUCCUGGGCACGAGAUUGUAGGGGAGGUUACAGAAGUAGGAAGCAAGGUGCAAAACUUCAAAGUAGGGGACAAAGUUGGGGUAGGAUGCAUGGUUGGAGCCUGUCGUUCGUGUGAUAGUUGUGACAAGCACCUCGAGAAUUACUGCCCCAAAGUGCUCCUAACCUAUGGAUCCACUUACUACGAUGGCACCCCUACAUAUGGAGGUUACUCUGAUACCAUGGUUGUAGACGAGCAUUUUGCUGUUCGCAUUCCUGAGAACAUGGCACUCGAUGCCACUGCCCCUCUUUUAUGCGCUGGUAUCACUGUCUACAGCCCUUUGAAGUACUUUGAGCUUGAUAAACCUGGACUCCAUGUCGGUGUUGUUGGCCUUGGUGGUCUAGGACACAUGGCUGUGAAAUUCGCCAAGGCUUUUGGUGCUAAGGUCACAGUUAUCAGUACCUCUCCUAGCAAAAAGGAAGAAGCUGUGAACCGUCUUGGUGCUGAUUCCUUCCUGGUCAGCCGCGACCCUCAGCAGCUGCAGGCUGCUGUAGGAACAAUGGAUGGCAUUAUUGAUACAGUCUCGGCAGCUCACCCUCUCUUACCAUUGAUCGCUUUGUUGAAGACUCACGGAAAGUUGGUCAUGGUUGGGGCUCCCGACAGACCUCUUGAGUUGCCAAUCUUCCCUCUGCUAAUGGGUAGGAAGAUCGUGGCUGGAAGCUGCAUCGGAGGCAUGAAAGAGACGCAAGAAAUGAUUGAUUUUGCUGCCAAGCAUGAUAUUAAAGCAGAUAUUGAGGUUGUUCCGAUGGAUUAUGUGAACACGGCCAUGGAACGUCUUCUCAAAGCAGACGUUAGGUACCGUUUUGUCAUCGACAUUGCCAACACAAUGAAAGCUGAAUGAGAAUAGAUGCAUUAUAAUGAUCUGACGAGGCUGUGAUAAGUUGUGACUUUCUAGAACAAGUCUUGUUUCACUAACUACUUUGGUUACUAUCUUCUAUGUAAACAAUCAACAUUAUAAUCUAUGUAGAACAAUUGAUGUUGUGGUUGAUUUAUAAUACAUGAAUUUUUUUAAUUGGA
Chenopodium quinoa (quinoa) is the source of this 1707-nucleotide messenger RNA. Its product is annotated as probable mannitol dehydrogenase. The transcript is spliced from 5 exons. Lineage: Eukaryota; Viridiplantae; Streptophyta; Magnoliopsida; Caryophyllales; Amaranthaceae. The coding region runs from base 452 to 1531 and encodes 359 amino acids. Gene Ontology annotation, biological process: lignin biosynthetic process. The record is from RefSeq and is a predicted model, not a curated record. Gene Ontology annotation, molecular function: cinnamyl-alcohol dehydrogenase activity; zinc ion binding.